GCGCAUUUGUGGGCGUUUACGUGAGGUUUACAUGGAUUAGAUUAUUAGCGAAUUAAAACGCUUCCCUCCAUGAAGCAGUCUCCUGAUUGGCUGAUGUUGGCGCUUAUUUGCAUAAAGUUGAGCCUCGCUAAACUCCGAGCGCUCAGGAGUGACAUUGCGCAUGCGCUGUCCGGGAAGUUUCGCUCUGAGUAAUGUAAAAAGUCAUUUCUAAGACAGACAGAUCAGCUAUUCUCACUCUUCCUUCCUAAAAACAGAUUGUAAGCAGCUGAAAACUACUUUGUACACUUGAAGCAUUCAUAAUACAGAAGUUCUACAUGUUUUACAACUGGACAGAUGUGAAGCUGUGCACAUAAUACAAAGAGCUAAACACAGUUACAUGACCUGAGCACAGCAGCCUUUUGUAUGAUAAAUAAUGCAUUUCAAUUAUAAUUGACUCAGAUAGAAGAUUAGACUGAUCAGUUAUUCUCAGAGAGUUUGAACAUCCAGAGCGAUGAAUUUAGUAGGACAAUAUACACUGCUGUUUUUUGAUGUGAUAAUGAUGAGGGUCUUAACAUUCAACUAACAUCAGUCAAUUUGAUUAAAAUCCAGAAGUAAAGAAAGGAAGCAGCAAAAUGACAUCCUCAAGCAGCAACCCCUUUAGGAUGCCCAGGAACCUUACAAAGUUCAGGAUCCAGGAAGAAGAAGAGAAGAGACAGGAGCGGAGAAGACAGCACACUCUGAAAGUGCAUGAGAAGGGGCUUAAACCCAGAGAGAGCAGGCGUGCGAUUGUGUCACGCUAUUUACAGGAGAUUGAGCAGGAGGAGCAGAAGGAAGAGGAGGAGAGAAUAUGGGGUGGUGAAGCCUACAUCGCUCCCCCAAAGACACACAAACCACUCGAAUGGGACUAUUACCACAUGGGGACUGUGAGAGACUUCAUUGAGACGGAGCAAGAGAUUUCUCGACUGAAGUACUCUAUUGCAGUGGGGCGAGAGACAAUUCAGGGUCUGAAAGGGCAGGUACCCUUGCAUGAAGAGGAGAUGGCAAAGGCAGAGCAUCGCUUUAGUGAAGAAGCGUUUGCGAAGUAUGUCAAGGAGGAAGAGAAGAAGACGAUGCUGGCUUUAAAAAUGGCUGAAGAAGAGAGCAAAGCCAUACUGGAGACAAGGGAAAAGAUCCAGAGGACCAAUAAUGAAAUUGUAAAAGUUAAAAAGGAAAUUGUCAGGUACCAGGAAAUGCUGAAUUACGAUCAAAAGUGUCGGGAGUUUCUCUGGAAGCUCUCACCCCCUCAGUGGCAGAAGCAGCAGGAAGCCAGGAAGCAGAUAGCUGAGAAAAUCAAGGCUGCUGCAGAAGAGAAGGAACCAGCUACACAAGCGAACCUGCGUCGAAGCAGUGGCUGUAGUCCAGGGCUUCCCGCAAUUCAGAAUUCUCAUUCCACGUUCUUCUCUAUGGAAAGUUGCAAACCCAGUGAGAAGAUGCCUCAAGAGGACGAGGGGAUUGUGGGAAACCUGGAGGUCUAUGAGAAACCUCAGAUCUAUUUCACGGACCCUAAGCAGCUGCUGAACAUCAUGGCAGAGAUGGAGGAAGAGACCAAUCAUCUCUGGACCAAACUCCUCGCUCUGAAAAAACCUCUGAGGUGUUUGUGUACAUGCAGGGAGAAGGAGGCUGCUCGGGUUUCUAAGGAGAUUGACUACCUCACUAACUGCAUUAACGCAAACAAAGCGAAAGCAGCAGAAAUACAGGAAAAAGUCAAACUUUUCAACAUGAGCGAAGACAGUGUUGAAAGAAAGAAUGCAGUCCUGAAGCAGUUGCACCAGAAGAUAAAAGAGGUGUACAGUGUCUGCAUGGGAUGUUCACAAGACACUGCGACCUCAUGUCAGCUACUCGGAACCAUCGAGAUGUACUUGUAUGACCUGCUGGAAAAGUUCGACAGACUUCCGGCGGAGGAGUUAAAAACCAUAAUGAAGGAGUACCGCAGAGAGAAGUUAGCCAGGGCUAAAAAAGAGGAAGAACUGCUGAAGGAGUUGGCUCAGCAGGAAAGGUGGAGACAGCGUGCUGAAGUGAUGCGACAGCGGGCUCUGGCAGAAGUUAAGAAACCUAUGGUAAAGAAAGUAAUGUGGCGGUCAUGGCUAGAGAAGAAAGUCCCCAGAGAACAGGAGAAAGCCGACCUCGCCAAGAAGGAGAAAGACCUUGAAAGCUACUUUUUCGAAGAGUAACACUGUACUAUAAGGUCCAGAAAUAAGCAUUUAAUAGUUUCUUGUUUUAUUAAUGCCAUCAUCCUUAGCAAAUCAGGAAAUAAUGAAGCGCCCCAAUUCUAAACCAAACCCAGGACAGGAUAUGUGUGUGGCGGCCUGUAAAAACCUGCCGGAAGUCACUAAGGCUGAAUUCUAGCUCUCGGUUCUUGCUGGUGAGUGUUGUGAGGUCACCUUCAGUUCUUUCAGCGCUAGAAUAGGAUGGAGGUCAGCAUCCUUUUUCUGAACAAGAAAAAACGUUUAGCAGAACACCUUGUUCUACUUUCUUGAUCGCACCUCUGUCCAAGGAGGAAAGAACACCUUGUGCCAGAGCAGCAGCUUUUUCAGGGUCUGAAAUUGGUGAGGCCUUGAAGUCUGAGAAGUUUAGUGGUCAAUGGUGGACCUGGAGUUCACAGGUAUUCCUGUGAUAUGGUUGUCAAGAUGAAAUCUACUGAUCGGAUGAAGUUGCUUGGGAAACACUUUAAAAUUCACUCACGGCUGCUGAGGAUGGCCCCACAUGAAUAGCCUAUUGACAGUAUAAUCCCACUAUAGUGUGUCACUCAGAAGAGGAUGGGUUCUGUUCUGAGUCUAGUUCCUCUCAAGGUUUCUUCCUCAUAUCCUCUCAGGGAGUAUUUCCUUCCCACAGUCACCUCUGGCUUGCUCAUUAGGGAUCUAAAUCUAUAACUGGAUUAAUGUAAAGCUACAUUAUUUACUGAUUAUUUAUGUUUAGCUUUAUACUAAAAUAUUAAUAUUAUUUUUGGACCUUAUUGUGAGGUGUUAACCGAAUAAAGUGUUUCCACACUGCAUCAGCGUUUAGUCAUGGUUCUGUACAAUUAACAAGACAGAAUAUAUUUUAAAUAUACAUGCCAUUGCCUCACUGAC
This is a messenger RNA of Pangasianodon hypophthalmus (striped catfish), 3086 nucleotides long. RefSeq names its product cilia- and flagella-associated protein 100. Bases 612 to 2189 code for a protein of 525 amino acids. The transcript has 13 exons. The record is from RefSeq and is a predicted model, not a curated record. Lineage: Eukaryota; Metazoa; Chordata; Actinopteri; Siluriformes; Pangasiidae.